UAGGACCAAGUCUAGUUUAGCGCGCGCACAUUUUCAAGAUGGCGGGUGAGUGUCCGAACGAAUUCAAACUCGGUCAAGCUCCCGAAGACGGCAUUUCUGCAGUGAAAUUCAGCCCUACUUCAUCAAGCUUUCUCCUAGUAUCUUCCUGGGAUACUUCUGUUCGCCUCUAUGAUGUGCAAAAUGAUGACAUGCGCCUCAAGUACAACCACUCAUACUCUGUGUUGGACUGCUGUUUCCAAGAUGCUGUACAUGCCUUUAGCGGAGGAUUAGACAAUAAUCUAAAGAUGUGUGAUUUGAAUCAGAACCAGGUACAGACUAUAGGUUCACAUGAUGAUCCCAUCCGCUGUGUCGACUAUUGCCAGCCCUUGGGUCUGAUUGUGUCUGGUAGCUGGGAUAGUUCAAUUAAGCUAUGGGACCCUCGUCAGAAACAAUGCACCGGCACUUACAAACAGCCAGCAAAGGUGUACACAUUAGCUUUGGCUGGCGAACGAUUAGUUGUGGGAACUGCUGGUAGAAAAGUCAUGGUCUGGGAUCUCCGCAAUAUGGGGUAUGUGCAGCAGAGGCGAGAGUCAAGUCUGAAAUACCAGACACGAUGUAUAAGAUGUUUUCCCAACCAACAAGGUUACGUACUGAGCUCAAUUGAAGGGCGGGUUGCUGUGGAGUACUUUGAUCCUAGUCCUGAAGUGCAGAAAAAGAAAUUUGCAUUCAAGUGUCAUCGCACCAAGGACAAAGAGAUUGAACAAAUAUACCCAGUGAAUGCUAUUGCAUUCCAUAAUAUGCAUAACACGUUUGCCACAGGAGGUUCUGAUGGCUUUGUUAACAUCUGGGAUGGCUUUAACAAAAAGAGAUUGUGUCAGUUCCACAGGUACCCCACAAGUAUAGCUUCCCUUGCCUUCAGCCAUGAUGGAAGCCAGCUUGCAAUUGCUUCAUCUUACAUGUAUGAGGAGGAUGAGAAAGAUCAUCCACCAGAUGCUAUAUUCAUAAGGACAGUGACAGACACUGAGACAAAACCAAAGUAGAAUCCAUUAACAAGAUGGGGAUCUUUCUAAUGACAAGUUUUUCCAAAGAGACAUGUUGCCAAACAAGGCAUAAAUGCCUGGGAAUAGUUGUAUAUUAGGGGAAUUGAAUCAGCAUUCCAAUUUUUACCUCCUCACUACCAAACCUCUAUACUAUCUCUUUCAGACUAUACAAUGUAAAAUAUGUUUUUUAUAAGUAGCAUACCAUAGACCAUUUUUUUUGUUUUCAUUUUAGACAAAAAGAGAAUUAUGGCUGCACUCUAUUUGUACAACUCUGCCCUCAUUUAUUUAUAAUUCUCUCCUAUGUAUAAUUGUACAAAUAGUAUACAAACAAAGCAUUUAAAAGCUAUUCAUAAAAACUGUAGUGUUGUUUUGACAAUAAAUACAUAAAAUAACAAAA
Messenger RNA from Nematostella vectensis (starlet sea anemone), 1416 nucleotides. RefSeq names its product mitotic checkpoint protein BUB3. The coding region runs from base 39 to 1019 and encodes 326 amino acids. The record is from RefSeq and is a predicted model, not a curated record. Gene Ontology annotation, biological process: mitotic spindle assembly checkpoint signaling. Gene Ontology annotation, molecular function: ubiquitin binding. The transcript has 11 exons. Gene Ontology annotation, cellular component: kinetochore; bub1-bub3 complex; mitotic checkpoint complex. NCBI's taxonomy places the organism in Eukaryota, Metazoa, Cnidaria, Anthozoa, Actiniaria, Edwardsiidae.